CGCCACCUUGGAAACAAGAAUUCUGAUUUUCAGAGCUGCUUCAGGUAGCUCCGUUUUAGCAGGUGGAGGGUCGGGUACAUAUAAUAAGGACAACAGAAAAGCUUCCUUGAUGCAAGGCAGAGUGAGCGCUGCAGCAAGAACAAAAAGCAGCUAUGUUUGCAGAAUGUGCCUCAGAAUGUAUCGGCUGGUACACCAUGGAUGAGAAGCAGGAGCUGGAGAACUCUGAGGAGCGGAAAGGGAGACUAACAAAAGUUUUGGUACUAGCCAGUCUCGUCGCCGCGUUUGGCUCAUCCUUCCAGUAUGGAUACAACGUUGCUGCCGUCAACUCUCCGGCACCAUUCAUGCAAGACUUUUACAACAAAACCUACAUCAGUCGUUACAAUGAGCCGAUGGCAGAGAACCUCCUGACUCUGUUGUGGUCAGUGACUGUGUCCAUGUUCCCGCUCGGAGGCCUCUUUGGAUCUCUGAUGGUGGCUCCUCUGGUCAACAAGCUCGGCAGGAAGGGCACCCUCCUCUUCAACAACAUCUUCUCCAUCGUCCCGGCGAUCAUGAUGGGAGCCAGUGAGAUGGCCAAGUCGUAUGAGCUCAUCAUUUUGGCCAGGAUCAUAGUGGGAAUAUGUGCAGGUCUGUCAUCCAACGUGGUGCCAAUGUAUCUGGGCGAACUCGCACCCAAAAACUUGCGAGGAGCCCUUGGAAUCAUCCCGCAGCUCUUCAUCACUGUUGGCAUCCUCGUUGCACAAGUGUUUGGCAUCAGGAGCUUGCUCGGCAACAAAACAGGCUGGACCAUCAUGCUUGGCUUGACCGCCAUUCCCGCUGUGAUCCAGUUGAUUUUCCUGCCGUUCUUCCCGGAGAGUCCCAGGUACAUGCUCAUCCAGAAGGGAGACGAGGAGAACAGCAGGAAAGCGUUGAAGCUUCUGCGUGGCUGGGAGGAUGUGGACGAAGAGAUCGAAGAGAUGCGUCUCGAGGACCAGUCGGAGCAAGCAGAGGGUCGUCUGUCGGUGGUCUCCCUGCUGACCCAUAAGUCUCUCCGCUGGCAGCUGCUCACCAUCAUCGUUUUGAACAUGGGCCAGCAGCUGUCCGGGGUCAACGCGAUCUACUACUACGCAGAUAGUAUUUACGGAUCUGCAGGAGUGAACGAGCAGAACGUCCAGUACGUUACAGCGGGAACAGGUGCAGUGAAUGUCUUCAUGACCAUAACUGCUGUCUUCAUCGUGGAGUCCUCAGGCCGACGGCUGCUUCUUCUUCUGGGAUUCGGGAUCUGCUGCGGGGCCUGUGUGCUGCUGACUGUGGCGCUCAACUUCCAGGCGAGCUUGUCGUGGAUGCCUUACAUCAGUAUCAUUUGUGUCAUCAUCUACGUCAUGGGACAUGCCAUCGGACCCAAGCGAAUUCCAGCCGUGGUGACCACUGAGAUGUUCAUGCAGUCGGCUCGGCCAGCAGCCUUCAUGCUUGGUGGCGUCAUUCACUGGCUUUCCAACUUUAUCGUGGGCCUCAUUUUCCCCUUCAUGGAGCGAGGCCUUGGCCCCUUCAGCUUCCUCCUUUUUUCCGUCGUCUGCUUUGUGACGCUGAUCUACCUCUUGAUGGUGAUGCCCGAAACCAAGAACAAGACCUUCCUGGAGGUUUCCCAGAUGUUCGGCGAGAAGAACAACCCGGAGACCGAAACCUGGGAGGAAGAUUUGAAAGACAACAAGGUGAUACUGGAGGGAAUAGAGAAGAUUACAGCCUUAUAAAGAAAUAAAUUAUAAGCACUGAGAGAAAGUGCAAAAUUAGCUGUGUGAUGCAGCGAAAGAC
Molecule: messenger RNA, 1788 nt
Organism: Poecilia reticulata (guppy)
Lineage: Eukaryota; Metazoa; Chordata; Actinopteri; Cyprinodontiformes; Poeciliidae
Gene: slc2a5
Product: solute carrier family 2 member 5
Biological process (GO): dehydroascorbic acid transport
Cellular component (GO): plasma membrane
Molecular function (GO): D-glucose transmembrane transporter activity
Source: RefSeq, a predicted model, not a curated record